Messenger RNA from Labrus bergylta (ballan wrasse), 6896 nucleotides. RefSeq names its product transmembrane protein 151Ba (gene tmem151ba). The record is from RefSeq and is a predicted model, not a curated record. Lineage: Eukaryota; Metazoa; Chordata; Actinopteri; Labriformes; Labridae.
UGAUCAUCUAGGAAGUAAUGACUAAAAUAAUAGAAAACACUAAUACCACCAGAUCCAAAAAUCUGCCUUUUUGGAAAUAUGAAGUCUGAAUCUGAACAAAAGUUCUGAAAAAUGCAUUGAUAUAGCUCUCCCCCCCUCUCUAUUUUAAAAUAGGUAUCAGAGAUGACAAACUGAAUGCCAUUAGACAACAAACAUGAUGUAUUAUCUGGCAACCUUUUAUUGAUGACAUGGAAACAUUACCUGUACCCCACCUGGACCCUCUGUAACCCGCUUUGUUAUAGAUAAAUACUCAAUGCACUUUAUGAAUGAAAAAAAAACAUCUCUUUGGGGGUAUUUUAUGAUAUACUUGUGGGGCUUCCUUCUGAUCAGAAUUGAACUUCCCUUUCAUUCCAUUAUUAUUUAUUAUAAGUUUUUGUUCACCUUUUUCUUUCCUGAUUUAUUUUGAACAGCUCUGUUAGGAAAGAUACUGGUACAGUGAAGUUUGGAAGAGGACCAAAUGGUAGAGGGGCAGUUAGGCAACAAACCACACAAACUCAUUCUUUAAAUGAUUUCACUUCGCUAUAAUUCAUGUCAACAAAACAAAUGCUCGUAAAGGGAUGUGCAGGGGCUGUUAUUUCCUGUGCAUUUCACUAUCUGUGAUUAAUGAUGUGCAAUGUGAGGUAAUGAAAUACCUCAAUGCUGUUUUGCACAAAAAUACAUAAUUAUGGUUUCAAAGGUUUAAAUCUCCCAAAGCUUUGUUAAAACAGUCUCAACGUAAACAUGAUCAUCACAUAUUUCACACGUUUGAAAUCUUGUGAUUUCAUCUGUAAUUGAAAUUUUUUUUAAUGCAUAUUUAGCUGUAUAGUUCUGGUGUAACCAACACUUAAAAAAAACUUCUACAGUUUUAUGGUUGAGUGGAUAUUAACAACGUUAUCAUAAUUGGUCCAUGCAGGAAAGGUCCUGCAUCUAAUGGGAUGCAGAGGGGUUGGUUCCUCUGUGCAGCCCCGCCUCUGUGUCCUGUUGGGAUUUACUCGAACAGGGAUGCGUGUGUGUGUGUGUGUGUGUGUGUGAGUGUGUGUGCGUGCGUGUGCGGGUUUGUGUGUGUUAUUUACAUUGUGGUGUCGGUGCUGGCUGCUCACACGUGCCGCUGUCCGUCGUCUUUGUCCUGCUUCACAGCUUCACUGGCUGCCAUGAGCGCUGCCUAGGGAGAGGAGCUGACUGACUGACGCCUUUGCCUUUUCCUUAUGAGUACUACAGCUCCCCUGCGGCUCUCCUCACCAACAUCCUGUCAUUGCAUCGCGGGAGGAGUCCUAUCUAUUUUUUUCCGAGGCUCAGUGACUGGAUUACUCUGAGCGAUACCCAGCGACGUCUGCCCACCUGGAGGACCCGGGAUGAAGGAUCUCUUCAGGGCUUUAAUUCGGGCUCCGGCCGGGCUGCUUUGUUUUGGAUGACGCGCAGAGGGUUCCUCGUUGUCUUUAUGUUGCGCCCUGAUUUGGAAAACCCCCAUCCCAUCCUGAGAUCCAUGCCCCGGUUCCUGAACCGUUGUCAUCAUGUCCCCAGCAUCGGCUGCCACCGCCAGUGAAAGCAGCACCACCACCGUGCCCGAGGAAGAGGAGCCGAGCAGCCCCAGGGAGGAGCAGCGACCUCAGAAACAGUCCCUGACUAAAUCCCUCUGUCAGGAGACUCACUGGAAAUGUCUGCUGCUGACCCUGCUGAUGUACGGCUGUGUUGGGGUGAUGGCCUGGUGCCAGGUGACCAAGGUCACGCGCCUCUCCUUCGACAGCGCCUACAAGGGGAAGUCUAUGAUGUACCAUGACAGCCCCUGCUCCAACGGCUACAUCUACAUCCCCUUGGCCUUCCUGGUCAUGCUCUACGUGGUUUACCUGGUGGAGUGCUGGCACUGCUACACCAGGAACGAGCUGCAGUACAAGGUUGAUGUGGAAAGUGUGGCAGAGCGAAUCCAGCGCAUGCAACAGGCUACACCCUGCAUCUGGUGGAAGGCCAUCAGCUACCAUUAUGUCAGGAGGACAAGGCAGGUGACACGCUACCGUAAUGGAGACGCCUACACUACCACGCAGGUGUACCACGAGCGAGUCAACACCCACGUGGCUGAGGCGGAGUUUGACUAUGGGAACUGUGGGGCUAAAGACAUCUCGAAGAGCUUGCAGGGCCUUGAGUGCUUCCCAAUCACCCGGCUGAGGUUCACCAAGUGCUUUAGCUUUGCCAACAUUGAGUCAGAGAACUCCUACCUGACGCAGAGAGCUCGGUUCUUCACGGAGAACGAGGGCCUGGAUGACUACAUGGAGGCUCGAGAGGGGAUGCACCUAAAGAAUGUGGACUUUAAGGAGCAUAUGAUUGCCUUUUCUGACCCUGAUCACCUCCCCUGGUAUGGAUUAAACUCCACUUUCUGGGCCGCAGCAGCUUUCACCAUCUCCUGGCCUCUGCGUGUGCUGACGGAGUAUCGCACUGCAUGUGUUCACUUUCGUGAGAAGCUGUUCGGCUUCGAUUAUGUGCCAGCAACACCCUCCGAGGAGCGGCCAUAUUGCAGACACAUCCCUCGAGUCAACACCAUCGACAGCACAGAGCUGGAGUGGCACAUUCGCUCCAACCAGCAGCUGGUGCCCAGCUACUCUGAGGCGGUGCUCAUGGACCUGGCUCAGCUCUCUGGGAGCUGUAACAGCUACUCUGUUUGUGGAGGCUACGGAAGCUACAGGCAGAACUGUGAGCGCUGCCACCGUGCCAUCAGCAGCUCCUCCAUCUUCUCCCGUAGCGCCCUGAGCAUCUGCAACACAGGGAGCCCUCGCAUCCCCUUUAGUGCAAGCCGCUUCUCACUGAGUCGGCUGUACGGCUCAAGGCGGAGCUGCCUGUGGCGGAGCAGCGGGAGUUUGAACGAGCAGUCCUGCCCAACAGAGAGCACGCGCUGUCUGUCAGGAAAUCCGAACAGUGAGGAGAACCCCCCGGCCUAUCAGGACGCUCUGUACUUCCCUGUGCUCAUUGUACACCGCAACGAAGGCUGCCUCAACCACGACCACCGCUCCCUGCACAGAAACGGCUCCUGUGUAGAGACCUCUCUAUGACCCACAGCCGUACAGACUUAUCGGAGCGAGGAGUAGAAUGAUACAGGGACAGAUUGACCAGGGUUGGGCUGACCUUGACCUCUCCUUCCCCCUUUUUUCAACAGAAGUAACUCAGUCUCCAACCACAACCAGGACUGGAUCAUAUCCCAGCAUGUUGUUUAAAAUAUAAUGCGCCUUUAAAGGAAUAAAUGACCAAAAACACAUGCACUGUCGUGCAACAUUCAUAAGGACAAAGGUCACAUAACUUAGAUGAAUCACAUCCUACUGUAAAAGCCAGAUUUGUAGAUCUUAGUCACAGACCAUUUACGAGGAUAUGAGUAACAUUUUAUAGUGUCUGAUAGGGGGUUUGAAUCAGCAGUAGUCCAAACGGAGAGUGAGUCAUGUGAAUUAUGAGGGACAGCCUCCUUUUUGAAAGUAUAUAUUUCACAAGACGUAGUUGUUUUUUGGGGUUUUUUUGGAUCUUAUGGCUCUAAGUGAAGAAGACGUAACAAACAAUCAAAAACAUCUGCAUGAAAAAAAAAGACCGGCUGAUUCACGUCCGUGUGUACAAAGUCAAAGCUCCUGGAAAUUCAUAAAAAAGGAAUACAGUUCUAUGGUUUAAAAAUAAAUGUCGGAUGCAGACGCUGAAAUAUCAACUUAGUAGAUAUCGGUUUGGUUGCCGUGACAUUAUACUUCCUGGCUUACUAAAAAUAGCUACACAGUUGAUGAAUAAUUUAGUACCUGAUGGGCUAAAGGACAGGAGAACUUCCAACUGAAUCAACAAUGAAGACCAUGCAUUUUGUAUAAUUGGCUUAAAAAUAAUAAACCUCACAGUUACUAGAACAUUCAGUUUAUAUCUUGAGAUGCAUUUAACUUCAUAUUUGGCAAUAUUUGUAAGCAGCCUACCUCGUUAUUGAAGUGCCUAGUGUUUUACUGUUACAGAAAAACAUAAGCUAUUUCUCACUGAAGUCAUCUCGCUCCCCAUUAAAACAACGUUUAUUUACACUUCCACUAGCCCGUGGUAUACAUAGGAAAAUGAUCUGAUCCCAUCAUUGUUUAAAAUACACAUGGUUUAAUGAAUCAGGCCCCUUACUUUUUCUUCCUCAUAUUAUAACACAGCUCAUAAGUAUAGCCGACUGAAGCGGCUGCUGAUGCAUAUCAGAGAGACAGCCAGAGCUCGCCGUCCACGAUGCUACAAAUAGGCAGAGGCCUGGAUUCACUACUGAUAGUGUCACAUUUAAUAAUAUGUCAGGGUUACUUUAAAGAAGUUAAAAAAAAAAAAAGUACUUCCUCUCAAAUCAGAACAUGCAGUGUCUGUGGUGAAUUUUAUAUAACAGUCAAGCCAUGCGGGACAAUACGGAGGCAGUGAUGAGAAUUAGGGUAUGCAAGAAGUUUAAAAAAACAUGAUAGGCAUUAACUUUUCUUAUUAACUUACUAAUGUGACUAAUAGGCUAUUUUAAGCUGUAAAAUCUCACAACCCAACUUGUCACUUCACUAAUGUGGAUGGACUAAGACUUGACUGAAUAAAACUCAGACUCAAUUCAAGAAGGGUUACUCACGUACAAAUCAGCCUUCAUACAUUAACGAAAGCUAAACUGGCAUAGAUAGUUUUUCCCACCAUGAAACCAUUCUGAUGUGUUAGAUUUGUGUCUGUUUCCACACUUUGUCUUUACAAUAAUGAGCCUUGUCCAGUACAAUGGGACCGGUAAGCCAUACUCAUCACACUCCAUUUAUAGUGUUAAGUUUGGUGUUACAAUGUCUUCACAGCAAUACCAGAGAAAUCACAGGUAAUUGUCGAAGGGAGCAUGAUGAAAAACACAGAUUCUAUGAAACCUCAAAUUUGAUUUGAACUGUUUUUACAACACCUAGGUCGUCUAUGCAAGCCGCCAGAACUCAGGAUGGUAUCCAGGAAGGAUUGUAACAACAGACAUGCAGACGUUUUGAUUUACUGCUCAAAGGCUUCACCUGUUCAUAACUUGUUUUAGAAAGAAAAACAAAGUUUGUUGAAAAGACUGACGUGACACCAUUAUUCACAUUCCAGGUAACAAAGCAAGGCUAGGUAUUUAACACUUGGCAGUAAGCUAAUGAUAAUAAUGUGAUGAUGAAUAAACUCUACUUAGGUUCUUGUUUAGGGAUGCAACCCAUUUCUGUGUGCUAUUUGUAGAUCUGUAUUUAGCAAACAAACCAACUGAGAUCUCUCUAUAAAGGUUAAAUACAUGGUUUACCUGUGAUAAAAAAAACUCUUAUUUGCGUUCCUCUCAAGAGUUUGAAGAGCUUUAAAUCACUCAAGAUGUAUGUGCAGUUAUAAAGAAGCUACUGACAGCAGUGAACUGCAACAGGCUAGCUUGGCUUCAUCUCUCGUUUAUUAAAACAUCUUUGGUUAUUUGGAACAAAAGCAGAACAGUAAAAACGAUGUAUGGUCAUACAGCUAAUAUGUUCCGCACGUAUAAGUGCUCAGAUAAAAGCUUUAAUGGUAGGUGUACUUUCUUAAAUCGUGUCUUACCAUAGCCAACUAACAGCUGCUGGGUGUAUGAGCUCUACAUUUACUGGACGGUAACAGCCGGAUGUUGAGCAAGAAGAACAAUUGAUUUCUUAGUAAGAAAACAAACAGGUGUACUUCCAAUAACGUCAAAAUAUUUCUUUAAUGGUUUACUGGUUGUGAACAACAAAGCCUUUUUUUAACAUAAGGGGUUUUCUUUUGUUUCCAAAUGUAUGAAACGAAAUGAAACACAGGGAUUUAAAUGUUAUGAUUCAUCUGAUAGAGGCUGGAUCAUUUCCCAGCAUGCAUUAGUCAGAGGAAGAGCAAACUAGCGAGUAAAUAUCUACUUAAAUGGCUAUCUAGUGGGGAAAAAAAGUAAUUUUGCUCUCAGAUUUUCACUGAAGUCGUCACAUUCAUUCAUUCAAUAUAAGCCAACUGGCCUCUUAGAUGGCUACACUGUGAUAUUCACAAAUAUUCAUGUGUAGUAACAAAUCAAAAAAUGUGUUUACCAGUGCAAUGUUUACGUAGCAGCAGCAGUGGCAAAAAAAAAAAAAAAAAAAAAGAAACCAAUUUGUGUUAAUCAAAUCCAAAUGAUGACUGUUAGUGUAAAGGCUUUUGUCAUGCAAAGCACUGAACCCUUUAUUCAUGUGUAGGACGUAGAUUAGGAUGUUAUACUACGUACUCUUUCACGCUCUGGGGCUCGUCUUUUUGUAUUCAAAGGAUUUUGUUGAUUUAAAGACUGUAGGGCAGAACAGGGUUUUUACUGUAAAUAAAAUAGAGAUGAGAGGUUAGAAUGACUGUCGCAGUGAGUCUUGUGCUUAGCUGAAUAUGUCACGCAUACUUUAGAGGUAACUCAUGCAGGGACGUUUUUUUUGAUGUGAAGAUGUUAAAUGGUGAGUUUGUUAAGUCGGAAACGGCAAUACAAUCACAGCAGACAGCCUAUUUGUGCUGCUUUUUAUUUACUAGAUUAAAUUAUUUUUUAUUUCCCUAAAAGCCAUUUUUACAUUUUUUAAAUACAUUUUUGAUAUUUCACUAAAAUCAGACUCUUGCCAACAUGAUUUGACUGAUUUAGCAUGGGGGUUAAACACAUUCCCAUCUUCUUUUUAAGGAAAAGAGUUGCUGGAUUAUUGCAAAUUAUUAAAGAAUCUCUAUAUUUGAUCAAAUGUACACUACUUUUUUGUACUAGUUCACCAUCCCUUUAAGAAAAACUCCUUCUCCUCUUAAUGAUUCUGGCAAUCAACUCCUGAAUUUGCAGGUUUUAAAAUGUUGAAAAUAUAAGUUAUUACAUUCAAAAGGUUUUGUUACUGCACAGUGAAGGUAUGACUGCUUUAACAUUGGACUGUAGAAAGAGGUUAAAAAAAUGCAAGUCUGUAUGUAUUCCA